This is a messenger RNA of Triticum dicoccoides, 697 nucleotides long. Its product is annotated as transcription factor RADIALIS-like. Bases 71 to 337 code for a protein of 88 amino acids. The transcript has 2 exons. Gene Ontology annotation, molecular function: DNA-binding transcription factor activity. Lineage: Eukaryota; Viridiplantae; Streptophyta; Magnoliopsida; Poales; Poaceae. The record is from RefSeq and is a predicted model, not a curated record.
CUUCUCAAGUGCAAAAACCAUCAGAAAAGGCUUCAGCGCAAACGUAGCUCGGUUUCCGAUCCAGUUGGAGAUGUCUUCUUCUGGGUCAAGGAGCGCAUCCCGCGGCGGCGCCAACCCGGAGUGGAGCAAGAAGGAGAACAAGCUGUUCGAGGACGCACUCGCCUACUACGGCGAGGGCACGCCCGACCGCUGGCUCAAGGUGUCCCGCGCCAUGGGCGGGACCAAGACGGCCGACGAGGUGCGCCGCCACUACGAGAUCCUUGAUAGCGACAUCAAGCUGAUCGACUCCGGCAGGGUCCCCUUUCCCAAGUACAACACCCAGGGGGCUUGGAACUGAUCCAUCAAUCAAGGAGCAAAGCUUCUGAAUUCUGAAGAUCCUGCAAACAGGAUAAUCUGUUGAUAAUCAACUCCUUAGCUGGGACCAUGUUAUUAAAGCAAGCAUAAUUAUGUACCGUAAAACAAAGAUUGUGGGCACUUGGUUAGGAAUAAAAGAAGAAAAUAUAUGUGAGUGUACAUAAUAUUAGGUUUGUAAGCAAAUCAAGUUCGCUUGGUUUUGCAGACGGUAGCAUGUAUUUUUCAUUGUGUACUGUAUUACUCCUCCCCAAUAAGUUUUGGGGUAAACAUCAGUGAUGUAAAUCCCCAGUACUUGUGUGUACUAUUUAUGAACUUGUGCUGGUAGAAUAUUCAUGUUUGUCUA